This is a messenger RNA of Neurospora tetraspora, 1532 nucleotides long. RefSeq lists its product as uncharacterized. Gene Ontology annotation, biological process: L-ascorbic acid biosynthetic process. Bases 321 to 1238 code for a protein of 305 amino acids. The record is from RefSeq and is a predicted model, not a curated record. The transcript has 2 exons. Gene Ontology annotation, molecular function: gluconolactonase activity; calcium ion binding. NCBI's taxonomy places the organism in Eukaryota, Fungi, Ascomycota, Sordariomycetes, Sordariales, Sordariaceae.
CCAUAGCCUCCGGCUGCAACUUGCUCGUGUCCGGCAACCAGUCAUCGUCAACGCCAGUCACCUCGACAGCUCCAGCGAGUCGACUCUAGUCAAGCACCUGCUUCACUAGUUCGUCACCGCAUCCGCUCAACUGGGUCUCAACUGGGUCUCAACUGGGUCUCAAUACGGAACUUCCGCCUCCUCUGGAGUUGUCUCUUCUGUCCACCCAACAGGCAUCACCAUCCUUUCCUAGGAGUUGCCUGCAUCAUCCACCGCACUACCGUCUCAGAUUCCCAACCACCGCCAAGACUUCUCUCUCGACUUAGUCAAACGACGAGACCAUGGCCGACCAGAACCAAGUGCAGCAGUGGCACGUCACCGAGCCGUAUCUGGAUCUGCACUGCCAGCUCGGAGAGGGUCCCUACUUCGAAAAGGGCACCCAGACGCUGCGCUUUGUCGACAUCAAGCAAAAGCGACUCCACACCGUCUCGGUCACGGAAGGGCCAGGUUCGCUCAAGACCCUCCAGCUAGAUUCCCCGAUUGGUGUCACGGCCAACAUCCAGGGUCAGGAUCCGCAGGAAAAGAUUCUAGUGGCGCUCAAGUAUGGCAUUGCCCUCCUCGACCGAAAGACGGGUCAGUAUGACUACUUGACCCGCAUUGGUGGCGAGCCCGACAGAAUGAGGUCCAACGACGGUGCCGUUGAUCCGCAUGGUCGUUUCUGGCUCGGUACCAUGAAUGAUUUUCACGUUGGUGAGCCGCAAACCGAAGGAUUCCUCUACCGAUUCGAUCUCGGAAAGUCCAAGGAGGAGAUCGAGUCAGGUUUGAUCAUCCCCAACAGCCUUGGCUGGUCUCCGGAUGGCAAGACCAUGUACUUCACCCACACGCCUGAGAACACCAUCUUUGCGUGGGACUACAACCCCGAAGACGGCAGCCUCUCCAACAAGCGCGUCCAUUACAAGCACGAGGAGAAGGGUCACUUGGACGGGUUCAGGGUCGAUAAGGAUGGCAACAUCUGGCACGCCCUGUACGACGGCGGCUCCGUCAUCAAGAUCUCACCGGCCGGGAAGAUCUUGGGCCGAAUCAUCCUGCCGACCAACAACAUCACUUGCGUCGAGUUUGUGGAUACUGAGCUGUUCAUCACCAGCGCCGCGGACGAGGACAGCGAGGAGGGGACCCCGAGUAGGAAGUACGGCGGUGGCCUGUUUAGGGUCGAUGUCGGCACUACCGGAUUGGACCACACCGAGUUCAAACUGGAGUAAAGAUGUUGUUCCUAGGCAAAUGAUAUCUGCAUGAUUUGCAUACACAGUGUAUCUGGUCUUUUCGUCUGCAUGUCUCAGUCCAAGGUUCAGGAGAGGACGAACCGAGGACAGUGUGUGUGGCAUACAGAUAUCCAGCUGUUUACGUACCUGCCUGGUCCUAGGUAGACAGCACUAAAUUAGUGAAAGCCGAUGGACGGCGAUAUCCAGAGCUUUGCAUAGAUCUCUCAGAUCUCUCUCUCUCGGAUGUUUCAAGUGUCUCACUUUUGGUCGUCGCUUAGGUUCGUUUUGUGGCUC